AGCAAUGCUCAACACUGGCCGCAGCAACAGCAAAUGCAGAUUAGGCAGCAGGUGUAAACUUUCGUUUGGCUUAGCAAAAAAAAGAAAUAAUAUAAUAAUAACAUUUUUGAUUUGCAAUGCAUGUGAAUCUGUGUACACGCACACAACCGCACUUGCUUCAGCUUGCGUGUGUGUGUGCGUAGCUGUAGGCAUAAAAGCAGCGCUGCUUCAUGACGGUUGUCCAGUAAUCAAAUGGUAUCGGAGAACACAACAAGUAAAGUAAUACUUGAUUUUAGUAAGCAUUCAAAUAGCAGGCACUGUCAGCUGCCAACUAAAUUCAAGUAGAAAUAAAAUAAGUUAGACUGUCUCAGCUGCAGCUGGAGGACUAACUGAUAAGCCAAAGUGGACAGAAUGGACAGACGACUGGUGCCUUUGAUGCUUGCCGUUGCCAUCGUUUUGUGGCUACCCUUUGGCAGAGGCGACAGUAGCAGCUGCUCCGCAUCCGCACUGCAGGCAAGUCGUUUCUUUGAGCAGGAGAAUUCACAACUGCGUGAACGUUACCAUGCCGAGUACUCCGCCUCCUACACCUACAACACCAACGUGACGGAGGAGAAUCGUCUGGCCAUGAUUGCAGUGUAUGCUGCCAGUGCCAAGGCGAACAAGAUUCUGGCGCAGGCUGUCAAAGCGGGAGAUUACAUUCACUCGGAUGAGGCGAACAUACGCAGACAGGCUAGAUUGCUGCAGGAUUUGGGUUCAGAUGUGCUCGAAGACAGCGACUAUCUGGAGCUGAAGAAUGCCAUUAGUUCCAUGCAGUCCAACUAUGCCACCACCAGUGUCUGCUCCUAUACGAAUCGCACCGAUUGCUCCCUGACUCUGGAGCCGCACAUUCAGGAGCGUCUUUCAAAUAGCCGAGAUCCUGUCGAGCUCGCCUGGUACUGGCGUGAGUGGUACGACAAGGCUGGAACGCCGAUGCGACAGAACUUCAAUAAAUACGUGCGAUUAACACGCAAGGCGGCCCAUCUGAAUGGUUAUCGUUCGUAUGGCGAUUACUGGGUGCACUUCUAUGAAGAUGCGGACUUUGAGCGUCAACUGGAUGCCACCUACAAGGCGGUGUUGCCCUUGUAUAGGCAAAUCCAUGGCUAUGUGAGAUAUCGUCUGCGAGAGCAUUAUGGUCCUGAUGUUGUGCCAGCCGAGGGAAAUAUACCAAUGCAUCUGUUGGGCAACAUGUGGGCACAGUCGUGGGAGGGUGUGAUCGACUUGUUCACACCGUUUCCGGAGAAACCCUUUGUCAACGUCAAGUCGGAGAUGGAGCGACAACAGUACAGUGUACGAAAGCUCUUCGAGUUGGGGGAUCAGUUCUUCCAAUCGCUAGGAAUGAGAGCUUUGCCACCAAGCUUCUGGAAUCUGAGUGUGCUCACUCGACCCGAUGAUCGCGAGGUUGUUUGCCAUGCCUCGGCAUGGGACUUUUACCAGGACAGCGAUGUGCGCAUCAAGAUGUGCACUGAGGUGGACACUCACUAUUUGUACGUAGUCCAUCAUGAGCUGGGACACAUUCAAUACUAUCUGCAGUACGAGCAGCAACCGGCCGUUUAUCGUGGUGCACCCAAUCCGGGAUUCCACGAGGCUGUCGGCGAUGUUAUUGCACUGUCCGUCAUGUCCGCCAAGCAUCUGAAGAGCAUUGGCCUCGUCAGCAAUGGCCGCCUGGAUGAGAAGAGUCGUAUCAAUGAGUUGUUCAAGCAGGCACUGACCAAGAUUACAUUCCUGCCCUUUGGCUAUACGAUGGACAAGUAUCGUUAUGCUGUCUUCCGCAACGAGCUCGAUGAAUCCCAAUGGAAUUGCGGCUUCUGGCAAAUGCGAUCCGAAUUUGGUGGCGUUGAGCCGCCGUUUGCCCGUAACGAGAGCAACUUUGAUCCACCAGCUAAAUAUCAUGUGGCUGCCGACGUGGAAUACUUGCGUUACUAUGCCGCACACAUCUUCCAGUUUCAGUUCCACAAGGCAUUGUGCCUCCAAGCAGAUCAGUAUGUUCCCGGCGACAGUCGUCAGACGCUAGACAAUUGCGAUAUAUUCGGCAGCAAAAAAGCAGGACAGGCAUUCAAGAAUUUCUUGUCGGCGGGCAAUUCAAGAGAUUGGAAGGAGGUGUUGGAGGAAUUUACGGGCGAAACUGAAAUGGAUCCUGCAGCACUUCUUGAAUAUUUCGAUCCACUUUAUCAAUGGCUCAAGCAGGAAAACAGUCGACUUGGCGUACCUCUGGGCUGGGGCGAUACAAAUAAAAUCUCCUCAAACUGCUGUGGACCAUUUAGUACUUAACUCGAAGAAAAUGCAUUUCUUUUCGAUUCAACCAAAAAUAGAAUAUUUUCUACGCUUAGUUUCAGUGGACUAUAAUAAAUCAAUUUGACAAGCCCUGUACACGAUUUUUACACAUUAUUAUGUAGACUCGGCUUAAAAGGGCAGAAGAUUUAAUACAUCCACAUCGAGUCUAAUGUAGUGAACUUUAAAAACUAUACACCUGACACACUUUAGUUUUAUAAUCAUACGAAUCUAAUAAAAAGCAAUAUUGUAUAUUAAAAAAAAA
Messenger RNA from Drosophila innubila, 2551 nucleotides. Its product is annotated as angiotensin-converting enzyme-related protein-like. Gene Ontology annotation, cellular component: plasma membrane. The record is from RefSeq and is a predicted model, not a curated record. Bases 391 to 2286 code for a protein of 631 amino acids. NCBI's taxonomy places the organism in Eukaryota, Metazoa, Arthropoda, Insecta, Diptera, Drosophilidae. Gene Ontology annotation, molecular function: peptidyl-dipeptidase activity; metallopeptidase activity. Gene Ontology annotation, biological process: proteolysis. The transcript is spliced from 4 exons.